Cottoperca gobio is the source of this 1191-nucleotide messenger RNA. Its product is annotated as general transcription factor IIF subunit 1-like. NCBI's taxonomy places the organism in Eukaryota, Metazoa, Chordata, Actinopteri, Perciformes, Bovichtidae. The transcript has 5 exons. Gene Ontology annotation, molecular function: RNA polymerase II general transcription initiation factor activity; TFIIF-class transcription factor complex binding; DNA binding. Gene Ontology annotation, cellular component: transcription factor TFIIF complex; nucleus. The record is from RefSeq and is a predicted model, not a curated record. The coding region runs from base 1 to 792 and encodes 263 amino acids. Gene Ontology annotation, biological process: transcription initiation at RNA polymerase II promoter; positive regulation of transcription elongation by RNA polymerase II.
AUGGAGAACAGAGUAGCCACCAUCCCAGAAUCAGUACAAAGAAUACGACUAAGAGACCAAAUCUACGUCAAGCAUACGACCCCCAAGGGACAACACCCAGACAAGAAGCACGCCCUGGGUCACAAGGGGACGAUGACACCACCCCGCAGGGAACUGGACGAUCCCAGAGUCCACAGGGAGAAAGGAAAUCACAGAGACUGUGAAAUGUUGUUGAGUUGUGUGGUUCUGUAUGUCACAGACAGCAGCGGCGAGUCGGAAAGCUCAGAUGACAGUGACAUCGACGGAGAGACGGCCUCCGCUCUGUUCAUGAAGAAGCGCACGCCUCCUAAACGUGGAGGACGCGGCUCUGCAGGCAGCUCCAGGACCGGCAGUUGUCCCGGGACACCAUCCAUUGACCCUGCCGCCACCUCCAAUACACUCCGUGCUGCUGCCAGCAAGCUAGAGCAAGGUAAGCGACCGACUCCGGGUCCUAGCACUGACUCACCAGCUGCCAAAAGGCUGAAGAUGGAGCCCAGCAGUCAGAGCCCUGUUCCCUCUGUGAAGAGUACGCCUCAACCCCCAUCAGGCAAAUCCACUCCUAGCUCAAGUGAUGUGCAGCUAACAGAGGAAGCGGUCCGGCGCUACCUGAUCCGUAAACCGAUGACCACCAAAGACCUGCUGAAGAAGUUCCAGACCAAGCGCACGGGUUUGAGCAGUGAGCAGACCGUCAACGUGCUGGCACAAAUCCUGAAGCGCCUCAAUCCAGAACGCAAGAACGUAAACGACAAAAUGCACUUCUACCUCACCGAAUAAGCGAUGGAAGAGGGGUAUGGAGCGGCAGGGGUGGAGAGGAUGGAGAAGGGAGGAGACGUGCUGAAAUUAACCUCUCCUGUCAGAAAACCAUGACCCCUGGAAGAGGCUGUGUGUCCGUUUUAAAACCAGUUGUGUUGUGUUGCAGGAUCUGAAAAUACUACCCAUCGUCCUCACAGGUGGCAUUACUCAAAAAGUAUUCUGUUAAGCGUCUUGAAUUUGUUUUUCAUACCCUGAAAUCUCAUUAAAUAAUAGAAACCUUGUUAAUGUUGACUAAACUGAAUUUCUAUAGUUUUUUCUCCAUGUGUGAACAGUUGACUAGUAGAACCUAAUGAAUAAAAUAAGUAUGUUACUUGUUUUUCUUAGGUGGAAUUCUUUUCCCAAUAAAAUGUCAAAUCUGCA